Messenger RNA from Geodia barretti, 204 nucleotides. NCBI's taxonomy places the organism in Eukaryota, Metazoa, Porifera, Demospongiae, Tetractinellida, Geodiidae. The record is from the annotation of a GenBank genome assembly.
CUGAUAACCGAGCCACUGAUAUACAACCUUGGUCGUAAGUUCGAGAUCAUCACGAACAUCCGCCGCGCCAAUGUGCAGGAGCGUGUGGGCUGGGUGGUGCUGGAACUCGAAGGCGACGAGGAUGAGAUAGAUCGCGGCCUGGAAUGGAUGACCGAGGCGGGCGUUCGGGUCGAUCCGAUUACCGGCGACCUGAUCGAGGGGUAA